CGACAUGGCGGCCGCAGCGGCGGGGCUGGUGGCGGCGGCGGCGGCGCUGGGCGCCCUGCUGAUGGCGCCCGGCCUCACGCAGCCGCACUGGGAGGGCCCGCCGGAGGGGAGCGGGGCCGGGCCCCGCGGCGGGGCGGCGGCGGAGCGGCGGCCCCCGGGGCGGAUGGACCAGGCCUUGCUGCUCGUCCGUAACGAGCUGCCCGCGCAGGGCCUCCGCCUCGCCGCCCUCUCCGACUCCUGCCACCAGUGCUUGUAUCAGUUCCUGGCGUUUGUCCCACCAAGCAACGGGAGCCUGAGAAAACCUGGCGUGGCGGCGGUAAUGGUCGAUACCCAGCAUCCACUCACGCUGCUGCUCAACGGCUCUGUGGGUGACAGAUUGCUCUGCAAGAUUCAGUAUCAUUUUGGAGAGUUUGGCAAUUAUUCCCUUGUGGUAAAGACCCUAAGUGCAAGCACCAAAACUGUUUCUUGUGACCUAGUCAUCAAUGAAGGCCCUAUCAACAGCUACCUCCCUAUUGUCUUUGCUUUCCUGGUUUACAUGGGGAUCCUUGCUCUCCUGAUUGUGGGGCGCCUUUUUAUGAAAAUUGAUCCAGUCAGAAACUGGGUUUACAAGAAACUGAACCCCAGAGAAACUGAUCAUCUGAUUAAUUCUGUGGAGUGUGGAGCAUCUGCAAAUAUUAUUGCAAUAUGGUGGAGCCAUGGAGGGGCUAGAAGUAGCAAGUGGGGAAACAAAAGGAAAAGGAAGAUGGGGAGAACAAAGACAAACACAGAGCUUGGGUCCCCGAACACAACAGACUCCGUUAGCAGUGAUCCCACCCUGCAUUUGUGGAGCACAGCUUCUCGGCAGCGGCUGCGUUCCCUGGACACAUUCCGAGGGCUCUCUCUUAUAAUUAUGGUGUUUGUUAACUAUGGAGGAGGAAAAUACUGGUUCUUCAAACAUGAGAGUUGGAACGGAUUAACAGUGGCAGAUCUGGUGUUUCCAUGGUUUGUGUUCAUCAUGGGGACAUCGAUAUCAUUGUCACUGAGCUCCAUGCUGAGGCGGGGAAGUUCCAAGCAGAAGUUGCUUGGGAAAAUCCUCUGGAGGAGUUUUCUGCUAAUUCUGCUGGGAAUCAUAGUUGUGAAUCCCAAUUACUGCCUUGGACCAUUGUCCUGGGAUAAUCUGCGUAUUCCUGGUGUGCUCCAGAGGCUGGGAUUCACAUACCUGGUGGUUGCUGCUCUCGAACUCCUGUUUACAAGAGCUGGGGCUGAGAGUAGGACCUUGGAGAUGCCAUGUCCUGCUCUGCAGGAUAUUCUCCCUUACUGGCCACAGUGGAUUUUCAUUCUGAUGUUAGAAGUGAUUUGGCUCUGCCUGACCUUUUUGUUACCAGUGCCAGGUUGUCCCAGGGGCUAUCUUGGUCCUGGGGGCAUUGGAGACUUUGGAAACUAUCCCAACUGCACUGGAGGAGCAGCUGGUUACAUUGAUCGUUUGCUUCUUGGAGAAAAGCAUAUAUAUCAGCAUCCCUCUUCAAGUGUGAUUUACCAAACAACAAUGCCAUAUGAUCCUGAAGGGAUCCUGGGGACCAUAAAUACCAUUCUUAUGGCAUUUCUGGGACUGCAGGCGGGAAAAAUUAUCUUGUUGUACAAAGACCAGCACAAACAAAUUAUGAGUCGGUUCGUCAUAUGGAGCAUAGUAAUGGGAAUUAUUUCUGCUAUCUUGACAAAAUGUUCUAAAGAAGAAGGGUUUAUUCCCAUAAACAAGAACUUAUGGUCAAUAUCGUAUGUGACAACCAUGAGCUGCUUUGCCUUCAUCCUCUUACUGCUGAUAUAUUACCUUGUGGAUGUCAAGAGACUAUGGUCAGGUGCUCCAUUUUUCUACCCAGGAAUGAAUUCAAUCCUGGUCUACAUUGGACAUGAAGUGUUUGAAAACUAUUUCCCUUUUAAGUGGAAGAUGCAAGACAGUCAAUCCCACGCAGAGCAUCUGACUCAAAACCUCACUGCAACAACUCUUUGGGUCAUAAUAUCAUAUUUACUUUACAGGAGAAGGAUAUUUUGGAAAAUCUGAUAGAGGUGGUCAAGGUGUAGCGGGCCCAGAUUCUGAUGGGGCAAGUGCCUAAGGUGGAUUAGCCUGAAAUAUUGCCACUCGUGCUAGGCAGUAUUACUAAAAAGGGAUACUAGUUCAAGUUUACAGUGCCAUGGAAGUUGUCAUCAAGACACUUUUAUGUGACUUAAGGGACAAUAUUUUCCUAUUUAGCAAAAACUUACUAGUCUGCUGCAGUUGCUCUCUUUCUGUUUUCUGUAUUUUGUAAAUAUUUUACUGAUCUCCCUCCUUAAUAUAGAGAAACAACAUACCACAACAGUUGGGCAAAGACAGCCUGAUGGUGCUUACAAAAGGAACUGCAAGGGAUAUGGGUGGUGACUGCAAGGGGUUAUCAGAAUGGGACUGUGGUAACAGUCGCUGCAUCUGACAAGGCACCCCCUAACUCACAUGGUCUGGAGUUCGCGUAUACCCUUGGCACUUGCCAUGUGCCUGUGCCACUCUGGCUACUGGCACACAUUUAACUCAGCCAUCUUUUUGACUUGGCAGCGCUGGCAGCAUCCUCAGCCCUGCACUUGGGUUGGCGGUACAGUGACUGUCUGGGAAAGCUCAGGGGCACCUCUGUGCUACAGCAUGCUGUAGAAAGUGGUGACUCAACUGAUCAUUCUUCAUUGUGUUCUUCCAAUCUGGUCUUGGAUCAAAACCUUAGGUUUAGGAUCCUGCUGAAGCCUGCUGCCAAAGAUGUCUUCUGUUGGCUUAUUAAUCAGCAUGCUGCUGCUACAGGUUUAGCAGCCCAUCUGUGCAUGUUCUGGGCCUUUGUGUUACAUACCUCUAGCAUGGAUAAGGUCCAAGUUUCACAUGCUACACUCUAAGAGUGCAGAAAGGCCAGUUCCUAUUGACUUUGUAUAAUCACUUGGGUAUUACCGAAGUUUGAUCAAAGCGAUCCUCUUUAAAAAUGGAUUUACAUAAGGGCCCUGAAUCUGAAAACCAGCAAUACAGGUAGAAUUCAACUAAAAAGGAGGAGAUAACAGACCAAGUCAAUGUAAGAUAUUAGUUUUUGGCAACUCGGGAAAUUCACUCAUGCUGUGAUUUCCAAACUAGUGCUAAUAAAAAGCCUGAAAUAC
Molecule: messenger RNA, 3135 nt
Organism: Aquila chrysaetos chrysaetos
Lineage: Eukaryota; Metazoa; Chordata; Aves; Accipitriformes; Accipitridae
Gene: HGSNAT
Product: heparan-alpha-glucosaminide N-acetyltransferase
Exons: 18
Coding region: 5-2038 (677 amino acids)
Biological process (GO): lysosomal transport
Cellular component (GO): lysosomal membrane
Source: RefSeq, a predicted model, not a curated record